This is a messenger RNA of Mesorhabditis spiculigera, 384 nucleotides long. The record is from the annotation of a GenBank genome assembly. NCBI's taxonomy places the organism in Eukaryota, Metazoa, Nematoda, Chromadorea, Rhabditida, Rhabditidae.
AUGGCGUCGAUCUUGACUCUCUCAAAGCGCCAGCCCGAUCUCUUGGCUGACAACCAGACAGAAGAAGUUUUCCAGCAUAACCCGCCCGCCAGCAAUAAGCAAGAAGGAGCCCCGAAAAACAAGGACAACUCCAUCCCGCACGAACUGGCCGCGGACGGUAGCCGAGCGAAGCCCACGGUACGAGACUACGUCAACGCGCAACGGAUUCUGGGCGGAAGUGCGCACGCUGAGCACCUGAUAUUGGAGCUGAACGCGGCUGCCAAUGUCAACCGCGGCCCGGCUGGCGUCUUCGAAUCGUCGCGCGUGCACUGGGAUCUGCUGCUCGGCCGUGAUGAGACAAUUUUCCCCUCCGAUUACUUGAACUACGACUCGAUGAUGAAGUAU